Pelagomonas calceolata is the source of this 2041-nucleotide messenger RNA. NCBI's taxonomy places the organism in Eukaryota, Pelagophyceae, Pelagomonadales, Pelagomonadaceae. The record is from the annotation of a GenBank genome assembly.
CUAGGAUCCACACACAGUCAGCACGACUUGAGCGCCUUGUGUGGCGCUCUUGGGCCGUAUCUCUCGCCGUUAAGGCUGUAGAAACUAGCGACCCAGUGCACUGCACCCCUCCUUGCGCUCGGCAACAGCUUACAGACUACGAGACGCUGGACGAACAUGGCUAAAGUCAUAGCAGCGCUGCUGCUCACAGCAGCACAAGCCCUCCAGGCGCCGCACGCCCGACCAGCGCCGACGCGCCAGCAGGCCGCCGCCGUCGCCGUGCCUGACACAAAGAUCCCCGACGCCAUCUCCGCCGAGCACCCCUUGAGGGUCGUCAUCGCGGGCGCGGGCGUCGGCGGAUUGACGCUCGCGAACGCCCUCAAGGGCUGCGACCACGUCGAUGUCCAACUCAUCGAGAAAACCUCAGCGUUCAAACGCUUCGGCGGGCCCAUCCAGCUCGCCUCGAACGCCAUGCAGCUCUACAAGGAACUCGACGCGAAUCUGUACGACCAGAUCGAGUCCAAGUUCACGUGGACCGGCAAUUUAACCAAUGGUAUCAAAGAUGGGAUUCGCGACGAGUGGUACGCGAAGUUCGACCUCGCAAGUCCGGCGCGAGACCGGGGCAUGCCUUACACGGGCGUGAUCGAACGCCCAGAUCUACAAGAAAUUCUGCUGGGCAAUCUGGAGGAGGGCGUCGUCAACAACGGCGUGGGCGUCCACUCCUACACGACCGGUGCCGUCGGGUCGAGAAUUACGGGACCGGUCGACGUCAAGCUCGAGGACGACAACAUCGUCGCGGGAGACGUCUUGGUCGGUGCCGACGGCAUCUGGAGUCAAGUAAGAGCCGCCAUGCGCGACGAGCCCGCUAGAGGCGACGGUUCGGGUGUUGCGUAUUCGGGCUACACGGUGUUCGCGGGAGAAUUAGCUUACAACAGCCCGGACAACGGCGAAGUCGGGUACAAGGUCUACAUCGGGCCGAACCAGUACUUUGUGAUCACCGUAUGAGUGCGGCGUCCCUUUUCGACGCGUCGCGGCGAUGGCGUCCGCGUGAGCCGCAGACGCCGUCGACGCGAUCGCGACGCGGGCGUCAACCACAUGUCAUACGCGAUCGUCGCGUCGAUGGCGCGGACGGGGGCGCGUCCCAACCCUACGCUGUCGCCGCGACGCGUCGAUAGAGAGAGAGAGCCAACAACCGGCACGCCCACGAUCGACACAACGCAGGACAUCGGCAAGGGCCGCUACCAGUACUACGCCUUUCUCGCGAGGGAUCCCGGGAGCGCGGAGACGGAAGAGAAGCCCGAUGGUACGGUACCGUUCCUCAAGAAGACGUUUGAAGGGUGGUCGCCGGACAUCCACGCGAUCUUGGACGCGACGCGAGAGGACGAGAUCGAGCAGAGGGAUUUGUAUGAUAGACCGCCCUCCUCCCUAAAGCCGUGGUCCGUCGGGCCCGUGGGCUUGCUCGGUGAUUCGGUCCAUGCGAUGAUGCCCAACCUCGGGCAAGGCGGCUGCCAGGCGAUCGAGGACGCUAUAGUGCUCGCCGAGGAGCUCAAGGGCCUCACGUCGAGGACCGAGGCGGACAUCGCUCUGACGAACUACCGGAAUAGGAGGUUAGUGAGAUCGGCCGCGGUCCAAGGGUUAUCGCGCUUUGCGUCGGACAUCAUCAUCCGCGGCUUCGACACGCCGGCCAAAAUUGUCGAUGGAAGACUGGAGAACUUUAACUACGCCGGUAUUGUGACGCGACUACUCCAACCGAUCUUACCCAUCUUCUUCAUGGUCCAGUUCAACUUCCUGUACGAGGGCUGGCGCAACGAAUUCGCCUUCGACGUGAAGGCGGGGUUGUUGAUUGGCGGCCUGGGGCUGUUCUUAUUAGCUGUGGGCGCGGGCGCCGUCGGCGACGCGGCGGUGUUGUUGCCCUUUGGGCUGGAGUCGAUCUUCGGCGUCGAGGCGCUCGCUGGGAUCUCGGAGUCUAUUUCCACCUUCCUUGGCGGCGCCGAGGGCAUGCUUUGAGGUUUGUUGUGGCCCCGCUCUCCUCCCUGUCCUACUGUAAAAACUUGAAGUAGUA